AAAAUAGUUAAUAUGGCAAGUCAAAAUCAAUACAUGGCCCCUAGUGCCCGACAGGCGUUCAAUCGUCAAGGGGUGCUAAGAAUCCCCGGGAGGAAACUUAAAAUUGCUACGUGGAAUGUUAAGACAUUGUAUAGAGCAGGCAAAUUAGCAAACGCUGAAAACGAGAUGAGACGAAUGAAGUAGGGCAAUCAGGUAUAGGAGUGCUGGUAACAGCAUCCAUGAAACAACACACGAAGGGUUUUCUACCAGUCAGCGACAGAGUAAUGAUCAUCAAAUUAAAUGGACAACCAUUCGACAUUAAUAUAAUACAGGUAUACGCCCCGACAGCAGACAGCACAGAUGCAGAUCUUGAGAUUUUCUACUCCGAUAUUAAAAAG
Diabrotica balteata is the source of this 377-nucleotide messenger RNA. The record is from the annotation of a GenBank genome assembly. NCBI's taxonomy places the organism in Eukaryota, Metazoa, Arthropoda, Insecta, Coleoptera, Chrysomelidae.